Messenger RNA from Populus nigra (black poplar), 2532 nucleotides. Its product is annotated as transcription factor PIF4-like. Gene Ontology annotation, biological process: regulation of DNA-templated transcription. The transcript has 9 exons. The coding region runs from base 670 to 2268 and encodes 532 amino acids. The record is from RefSeq and is a predicted model, not a curated record. Gene Ontology annotation, molecular function: DNA-binding transcription factor activity; protein dimerization activity. NCBI's taxonomy places the organism in Eukaryota, Viridiplantae, Streptophyta, Magnoliopsida, Malpighiales, Salicaceae.
GUGUCAUGUCCUUUUAUUUCUAACUGGGAGUUAAAAACAGACCCUCCUCUAUCUCUCUCUCUCGGGCAAGUCCAGUCUCAAAUUUCUCUUUACAGAGCUUUCUACAGAGAGAGAGGGAGAGGUCAUAGUGGAAGUUGAAUUGGUUCAGUUGAAUUGGUUUGGUCAGGCCAGAAGAAUGUCUUUUUUUUGCCCCUUUUAUCUUCUUCUCUUUCGACUUUCCUUUUCUUGACACAACUAUUUGUGGGUCUUCGAGUUUCUGUAGUCCUUCUUCAAAAGACUGCACCUUUGUUUUCUUGAGGAUUCUCCAAUGGGUCUUGUUUUCAAAAGUUUCCCCCUUUGACUGGUGCCGAUUUUGUCUUCUUCUUUUUCAAGCAGGGUGCUUCGUGUUGCUGAUUCUUUCUUUCAGUCUGUCGUUAUGAUAUGCAUACAGUUCUUGAUAUUAUUUAAUUCCAUUUCAUGUUUAUUUAUUAUUAAUUUACUUGUUGGUGUGUUACAUGGUUUCUCCUCGUGUUUCUUUUUUCUUUUUUCUUUGACCAUAUUAAUAAGACUUAGAUAAUGACACAGAGCAUCAUACCCGUUAGACUGAUAAUAAUUAUUAAUACUUUUUGUCAAAUAUUUUAAACUUAUCUUCUGUGUUGUGUUUAACAGGAUUUCUGUGUCUUCUCAGCCAUGAAUCAUUGCAUUCCUGAUUGGAAUCUUGAGGGUGAUCUUCCUGUCUCCAAUCAGAAGAACCCCAUGGAGCCAGACAAUGAGCUAGUAGAGCUGCUAUGGCGAAAUGGGCAGGUGGUUAUGCACAGCCAAACACAAAGAAAACCAAGUCCUCACGUUCAAAAACAUGAUUCACCAACAGUAAGGGGCUAUGACUCAACUCUGAAUUCAAGUCAUUUGAUUCAAGAUGAUGAGACAGUUUCUUGGAUUCAUGACCCUCUUGAAGAUUCCUUUGAAAAGGAGUUCUGUUCCAAUUUUUUCUCCGAAUUGCCACCACCGCUUUCUGAUCAAAUUUCAGAAGAAAAGUCGGCUAAAUUUGAUGCCUCGAAAACUUCACAUCAGCAACAACAACUCAACAACAACAAGCAUCCAGUGGUUCCUGAAUUUCCAGGAAACCCAAUGCCCCCUCCAAGAAUUCAAGUCCAGGAGCAAAAUCAUAUUAGUGUAGGAGGAUUUGGUAAAGCUGUUAAUGUUAACUUUUCUCAGUUCUCAGCUCCCCUAAAAGUGGGUGAUUUUAGAUCUUCAAGUCGACAAUUUGGAGGACAGGGGUCUGGAGAUUUUUCACAAGGAGAGGCCAGGGAGUGCUCGGUGGUGACAGUAGGGUCAAGCAACCAAACUCCACGUGACCGUUUCCUGAGCCGUGCUUCUGGUAAUGCUAUUGAGACCGGUACAGGCUUGUCCGCCGGACCCUCCAUAGAUGAUCCACGAAAAGUAAUCUCCCAGAGCGAGAGAGGCAAAGCUGAUCAGACACUUGAUCCUACUGCUACUUCAUCCUCAGGUGGGUCAGGUAGUAGUUUUGCUAGAACAUGUAAGCAAUCUGCAGUACCUAGUCGUGGCCAGAAAAGAAAGACCAUGGACGCGGAGGAAUCUGAGUGCCAAAGUGAGGAUGCCGAACUUGAUUCAACAGUGGCAAACAAGCCAGCCAAACGAUCAGGAUCUACCCGCAGGAGCCGUGCUGCUGAAGUGCAUAACCUCUCAGAAAGGAGACGGAGGGAUAGAAUUAAUGAGAAGAUGAGAGCAUUGCAAGAGCUCAUACCUCACUGCAACAAGACAGAUAAAGCAUCAAUGUUAGAUGAGGCAAUUGAGUAUCUGAAGUCACUUCAAUUACAACUUCAGGUAAUGUGGAUGGGAAGUGGGAUUGUCCCAGUGAUGUUUCCAGGAGUGCAGCAUUUCAUGUCCCGCAUGGGAAUGGGAAUGGGAGUGGGCCCGCCUCCUUUGCCUUCUAUGCAAAAUCCUAUGCAUUUGCCUAGGGUCCCACUUGUUGAUCAAUCCAUUUCUAUGGCUCCCACACAGAACCAGGCAGUAUGCCAAACUCCAGUAUUGAAUCCAGUUAGUUAUCAAAAUCAGAUGCAAAAUCCUACUUUCUCUGAUCAGCAUGCACGUUUCAUGGGCUUUCAUAUGCAAGCUGCUUCUCAGCCCAUGAAUAUGUUCCGGUUUGGCUCGCAAACAGUACAGCAGAACCAAAUGAUGGCACCACCAAACAGUGGCGGUGGACCCUUGAGUGCUGGAACUACAGCCAGUGAUGCUCCUCCGAGUGACAAGAGUGGCAAGACGGGUUAAAUGGCGAUAUGUAUUCUGAUCGGGUGUUUCUGGUCCCCUGGACGGAUAAAUUAGGAGAAUUGCAGUGCGGUGGAUGCAACUUCCUGUUGGAUAUGUGAAGCAUUUAAUUCCUCACCAAUCAUCUGCCUACUACUGAAAUAGAUGCAGUCAUAUUUUCUCUGUACAUGUCCCUGAAAUAUAGCUGUUACCAUGUUCUAAAUAUCUCCCAUCAACUUCAAACGUGUUUUGUAACCAUUUUUUAUUGAAUGAAAUAGUUACGUAUAA